AUGGCAGCAGCCUUCCGGCAGGGGCCGCGCGAGGGCCAGGAGGCAGAGAUGGCCCAGGCACUCCCCAAGGCCAGUGGCGCCCCAAGGCCGCGGGACCCCAGGCGGGGAGAGGGGGCCCCGAGUCCCAUGCCCCCAGAACCCACGACGGCGGGCGAGGCCCGGGCAGGUGGGGACGCUGUGCUGCGCCGUCUCCUGAGGCUACACCGCACAGAGAUCGCCGUGGCCGUGGACAGCGCCUUCCCGCUGCUGCACGCGCUGGCCGACCACGACGUGGUCCCCGAGGACAAGUUCCAGGAGACUCUGCGCCUGGAGGAGAAGGAAGGCUGCCCACGGGCCUUCCACGCGCUCCUCUCGUGGCUCCUGACCCAGGACGCAGCUGCCGUCCUGGACUUCUGGAGGGUUCUCUUUAAGGACUACAACCUGGAGAGAUACGCCCGGCUACAGCCCAUCUUAGACGGCUUCCCCAAAGAUGUGGACCUCACCCAGCCCCGGAAGGCGAGGAAGCCCCCGACGGGCCCCAAGGCCCCAGGGCUGCUGCCCAGACCCCCCACCAAGAGGAAGGCCCCCGAGGAGCCAAGAGUCGCCCUGCCUGUGGCAUCGUCUCCACGGGGGACCUCCAGCCCAGGCUCCCAGGCGAAGGCCAAGCCGUCCAAGAAGCCCGAGAGCAGCGCGGAGCCACAGCGCCUCCCCCCGGGAACCGGAAUUCAGACCAUGGCCACUUCGGUCCAGAGGGCCGUGACGGUGUCGUCGGGGGACGUCCCAGGAGCCUGUGGGGCGGUGGAGGGGAUCCUCAUCCAGCAGGUGUUCGAGUCAGGUGGAGGCAAGAAGUGCAUCCAGGUCGGGGGGGAGUUCUACACCCCCAGCAAGUUCGAAGACCCCAGCGGGGGGAAGAGCAAGACGCGGGGCAGCGGCCUGAAGACACUGGUCCGGGCCAAGGGGCCCCAGGCUUCUGCCCCCGGCGGAGGCGAGCAGAGAGCCGGCCAGCAGGGCCGGGCGCAGGCACAGGCAGCUCCCGCCCUCCCCAGCGAGCCCCAGCCCCACCAGAAGAACGAGGACGAGUGUGCCGUGUGCCGGGACGGGGGGGAGCUCAUCUGCUGCGACGGCUGCCCCCGGGCCUUCCACCUGGCCUGCCUGUCCCCGCCGCUCCAGGACAUUCCCAGCGGGACGUGGAGGUGUUCCAGAUGCCUGCAGGCAAGAGCCCCGCCGGACCUGCCCCGGGCCGAGGAGCCCCCGCCCCCGGAGCCGCCUGCGGAGCCCCCGGUCCUUCUGGGACUGAGGCUGACAGGAGAAGGGGCGAAGGGACUGUCCAGGGAGACCCUGGUCGGGGUCGACACCGCCGUCCCCUACAAGCACCUGCCGGCCCCACCUUCGGCGGCCCCCUUGCCGGUGCUGGACCCCUCAGCCCUGCGCCCCCUACUGUGUGUGGGCCCUGAGGGGCAGCAGGGCCCCGCGGGCGCGCGGUGCGGCGUGUGCGGGGACGGAUCGGACGCGCUGCGGUGCGCGCACUGCGCCGCCGCCUUCCACUGGCGCUGCCACUUCCCCGGGGCCGUCGCGCGGCCAGGGGCCGUCCAGCGCUGCCGAUCCUGCUCCGGGGACGCAGCCCCGGCCCCCGAGGAGGGGGCGACUGCCCCGAACCCCGCCCGCGCUUUGCUAGGGCCUGCCAAGGCAGGGGACAGUUCUGCUGGUCACGAGCCGGUUCUGCACAGGGACGACCUGGAAUCCCUCCUAAGCGAGCACUCCUUCGACGGAAUCCUGCAGUGGGCCAUCCAGAGCAUGGCCCGCCCGCUGGCCGAGGCGCCCACCUUCCCCUCUUGAUCCAGGAUGGCUGGGGUCUGUGGGGCAGCCCUGGGGGAGGGGAGGCCCCCCGCCGACGCAGCCUCAGCUGAGAGCAGAGCCCUGCUCCCCGCUCCCCACUCCAAGUCAACAUGCCUGUGAGUCCCCGCUCGUGCUCACGCGGCCUCCUCUGAGCGGGCAGCAGGACACACACCCCAGCCCUGGGAUCCAGGUUAGGACCCAGAAAAAAGGAAAGUCCAGGUGUGGUCUACACUUGGCUUGCAGCCGCGACUUGUCUUUGUGCACACACCAGUGUUGCACAGACUCAAAUAAAAACCACUCUGGGGGGGGUUGACGUGCUCUCCCGUGGGGGGUGGGCCCCCUGCCUUUCCCGUGCCCCAGGCGUAGGCCGCGCUGGUGGCAAGGGGCGGGCCCGAGAAGCGGACAACGCGCUCCUUCUCUGCUGGCUCCUGUCCCCCGUCCACCUGCAGUGAGGUCCAGGCCCCCCCGUCGUCUGCUGCCCCCACGGCCCCGCUCCUGCGUCCCCAGAGCCUCGGGGACUGACAGCCUCCUUCCCUCGGGGCUCCCCGUCCGCCUCUGUUCCGUCAGACGUUCACCCGGGAGACUUUGGUGGCAGAUGGUCUGUGUCUGUCCAGGCACGCCGGUCCGAGGGGGCUAUCCGGCUGGAGGGACAGAUCGCAUGUAGGGGGCAGGUGACCUCCGUGAGGCACAAGCAGGUCCAGGCCGGGGCAGGAGGAUGCUGGGGGUGGAGGCUGAGGGGGCAGGUGGGGGACAACCACGGGGCCGGCGGGUCGGGGUGAGGGGGCCACGGGGCCAGCACCUCCCCUUACCUUCCUCACGGCGCAUGCUGUGGUCAGAUGCUGGCCCGUGGCCAGGGUCCGGGCCAGGACCCUGCCUAGGACACAGCGCCUGGGUCGGUUGUGGUGGAAGAAGACAUCGGGGCCAUCGAGCUCCCCAGCCGCAGGGACCCCAUGGUGGAUCGCCCCGACGGGGCGGGAGGGAGUGGCCACGGGCCUUGCCCUGCGCGGGCUGCUGAGCUGCGACCCAUGUGCUGACUUGGGACGGCGGCUCGCGAUCCCUCCCAGGGCAGCCCAGCCAGGGAGUGACAUCCGGGACAGGACUCGUGGCCUUGUCGCCUUGGGGGGUCUGGCUGGUUCACCCCACUUCUCCGGGGCCCCUCCAGGCCCCUGAUCCACACAUGGCCUUCCUAGGCAGCCCCUUGGGAACGGGCGGGAGGGGCUGG
This is a messenger RNA of Mustela erminea (ermine), 3037 nucleotides long. It is a transcript of the gene AIRE, whose product is annotated as autoimmune regulator. The record is from RefSeq and is a predicted model, not a curated record. The coding region runs from base 1 to 1815 and encodes 604 amino acids. Lineage: Eukaryota; Metazoa; Chordata; Mammalia; Carnivora; Mustelidae. Gene Ontology annotation, cellular component: nucleus; cytoplasm. Gene Ontology annotation, biological process: humoral immune response; regulation of transcription by RNA polymerase II. The transcript is spliced from 15 exons. Gene Ontology annotation, molecular function: DNA binding; DNA-binding transcription factor activity, RNA polymerase II-specific; translation regulator activity.